CAUAAUUUGAUUUCAACUGUAAUCGUUCAGAGCACAAAUAAUGAAAUCAAUAAUCAGACUUUUAAAACUUGCCUGUAAUCUUUUUGCGAUUCCGAUAGCUGGGUGUCAACAGGCAUAUUAUCAUGCUGAAUUUCGCUUGAGGUUUUUUGGAAAGCUUUCUAACAACAAUUACCAAACCAUUUUCUCGGCAGUUGGUGCAACUUUCGGAGAAAGUAUGAACUCGUGUUCAAAGUUUUGUAGCAAAGAUCAGCGCUGUGUUGGAAUAGAGACUUGUCAAAUCAGGUCCGAUUUGUUCCAGUGCCGCGUUUGCUGUGAAUGGAAGAAAAUGGGAAAUAAUGUGGAUGAACAACCUGGUUGUAAAUACCUAGAAAUGAACAAUGGAAAUGGAGAAAAUCUUGCAUCUACCGCUAACCUAAGCACGGUACAUGUACAUCAUGGAAAACCACUUGCAGCAUCCCAUGCAGUAGAUGGAUUGGUGCUGUGUCCAAACACCAGCCAGAUGGCACAUACUAUUUAUGAAAGAAACCCAUGGUUGGCCAUUGAUCUAAAAAAAAAGACAGCAAUGUGAAGAGCGUAGUAUUGUACAACAGGCAGAACUGUUGUGGAAAUCGUUUGCAUGAUGUACAUGUAAACAUUAUUGGUAAUGGAAAGAAUUAUUCGUGCGGUUUUUAUCCUGGACCAGCUAUCACCGGAGACCGCAUAGUGGUUCUAUGUAGGAACGGCGCAUUUGGUAGCAGUAUCACGAUACAAAUUUCAUCAAAUAAUGGAGAAAGUGAUGUCCUCUCUCUAUGCGAAGUAGAGGUGUACAGCAGACCAUGAACUUGUCACGAUGUGAAGUUUCUCCGACCUCAGAUACACACUAAACCAUACUAUGUUUAAUUGCAUUGAUUAUUGAAACUCUUUUUACACUUGUGUGUGUUGUAAUCAAAUACUGAUAAAAGUGUCCUUCCUGAAUCAAUAAAAAAUAACUAUUUUCC
Molecule: messenger RNA, 977 nt
Organism: Ostrea edulis (European flat oyster)
Lineage: Eukaryota; Metazoa; Mollusca; Bivalvia; Ostreida; Ostreidae
Exons: 4
Coding region: 41-568 (175 amino acids)
Source: RefSeq, a predicted model, not a curated record